Molecule: messenger RNA, 453 nt
Organism: Passer montanus (Eurasian tree sparrow)
Lineage: Eukaryota; Metazoa; Chordata; Aves; Passeriformes; Passeridae
Gene: TIMCC
Product: family with sequence similarity 136 member A
Exons: 2
Coding region: 55-453 (132 amino acids)
Cellular component (GO): cytoplasm
Source: RefSeq, a predicted model, not a curated record
CAGGUUUAGGGCGGGGGGCGGGCUCAGGGCGGGCUCAGGCUCUGGAGCGGGCCCAUGGCGGAGGCGGCGCAGGGCCGGGUGCAGGCCGCGGUGGAGAGCGCGGUGCAGGGGCUGGAGCGGGAGCAGAUCCGCGGCAUGCAGGGCGCCAUGUUCCGCUGCAGCGCGCGGUGCUGCGAGGACGCAGCGGCCUCCAUGCAGGAGGUGCAGCGCUGCAUCGAGCGCUGCCACGCGCCCCUGGCCCGCGCCCAGGCCAUCGUCACCGCCGAGCUCGAGCACUUCCAGGUGAACGGGGCCCCGGCACCCCCGGGGACGGCACCGGGACCCUGGGCAGGAUGGGAGCCCCCAGUCCCUGCACCCCCCAGUGCAUUCCCUGUGCCCCCUACAGCCCUUGUGAUCUCCAUCCCGGGGGCUCUGGGGGUGAUGGGGUCACUAGGGGGGCUCUGGGGAUGGUGA